Messenger RNA from Meleagris gallopavo (turkey), 1686 nucleotides. The record is from RefSeq and is a predicted model, not a curated record. Lineage: Eukaryota; Metazoa; Chordata; Aves; Galliformes; Phasianidae.
CACCAGCAGCGCGUGAUGGAACGCAGCAUUUCCACCUCUGUGUUUCUUUGCAGUCCCUGGAGGAUCGUGGAUGACUGCGGAGGUGCCUUCACCAUGGGAGCGAUAGGAGGUGGCAUUUUCCAGGCCAUCAAGGGCUUCAGGAAUUCCCCAGUGGGUGUAAACCACCGGCUGAGGGGAAGUCUGGCCGCUGUUAAAACGAGAGCUCCGCAGCUGGGAGGUAGCUUUGCUGUCUGGGGAGGUCUGUUCUCCAUGAUUGACUGCAGCAUGGUCAGAAUGAGGGGGAAAGAAGAUCCGUGGAAUUCAAUCACGAGCGGAGCCCUCACUGGUGCCAUCUUAGCUGCAAGAAAUGGACCUGUUGCCAUGGUUGGAUCUGCCGCAAUGGGAGGAAUUCUCCUGGCUUUAAUUGAAGGAGCUGGCAUUCUCUUAACAAGAUUUGCCUCUGCACAGUUUCAGAACGGCCCUCAGUUCUCAGAUGACCCCUCCCAGCUGCAGCCCUCUCCGUUUGGCGACUACAGACAAUACCAGUGAUCACCCCCAUUCUGUUAGUUCGUAUUGUAGCUGAGCUGUAAUUUAAAAUGCUGGAGGAUCAGAGCACGGUAUGUCCUUACACCAGUGGUAGUCUCUUACACAAACCAUGCCAAGAGGACUUCAGCACUUGGCAGUGUAAAGCUGCACAGAACUUUUAGAGGAUGACAGAUCUAUUUAUUGGUAACAGAUUCCAUUGCUGUAACGUUAAUACAUGUCUGAUAGAAUACAUGGAGAUUUAAGAUAAGGACCAAACGGAGUCUUGUAAUCCUUUGGCCACGGGCUGAAGUGAAUGGCUGUGAAGUCUUCUCUGGGAUGUGGCAUGAACCAUUCCGCAUCUGGAAUUUACCCUCCUCCCUUUUGGAUUUAUGUUGCUACACAAAUUUCAGCUUAAGGGAAAGUGUUAAUCUACGUGCAGGCUUACAUUCCAGAAGUGACUGUUACUGGAAUGUACAAAGCAGUGAAAGCAGAGGGCUCUGUGUCUGUGUGGUUGGAGGAUGAAGUGCAUUGCACCUGCGUGCGUGCUUUCAGCACAGUCUUGGCUUUUUGCUGUGAGUCCUCUGAAGGUAGCACAGUUCCAUUGGCUCUGUGUUUUUGUUCUUAAACUCCAGUUCUGAAGGCAUGUUCCCUCUUGCCAGCAGUUUAAAAAAAAAAAAAUCAUAUCCAGUGGGGUUUUCUGUUGUAGGUCCUCCCUAAUAGAUGUGUUGUAUCAGGAAGUGCCAGCAGGCAAUAGCAUUCAAAGGCUUGUGUAGGAUUAUCCAGGACAGCUCAGAGCUUUUCUUCUGCCCAGAAAGGAUCUCUGUACUCUGAGGUAACUGUCAGACUCAUUCAGUAGGAGAGCAUGAAAGCAACACAGAAGUGCUCAAAUGGGUGAAUUAAGAUUGUACAACGUGUGCAUGCAAGUGCAAGAUCCUGAACAUAAUAAGGCUCCUACAUCCUGCAGAAGUGACAUUUUCCUCACCUGUUUCCACCACUUUUCCUGUCCCAAAGCCACUCCAGGACUGCUUGCUGCUCUGGUGCCUUGCUGGUCAGUGUUGUUGCUGGUGGUAUGUCAUUUCCAAGAAUCUUUAGCACAGCAGCCUUGUGUUUGUGAAGGCUUGUCUCGCUUUGCCUCUUGCUUGCUUGCUCAGGUGAAUGGUAAAGGAUUGUCUUGAUUUGUUA